CGGCUCAGGGAGUCACGCGCUUGGGUCUCGGCGGGGCUGCGGGACCGCGAGUGAGUGUGGUCGCUGCUGGUUCUGCCAGCUCCCCUGAGAGCCUGAACCCGGGCUUGAGAGCCUCGCCACCCCGGGUGACGUCCCUGCCGUGGGCUUGGGGGCUCUGGGUGUGAACCCGCCGGUCCGGGUCCCGCAGCGACCACCUACCCAGCGCAGUCAGGGGCGGGGCUGGGACCCAGAGCGGGACCCCGGCUGCCGAGUCCAGGUGUCCCGCGGGCCUCGAUUCGGGGAGCAGAAAACGCCAGGUCUUCAAGGAUGUCUGCCACCACUAUGCCUGACCCAUUUGGCAGCAGCCUCGUGUGUGGUGGUCUGGUGUGGACGGUGGAAGUGUGAUUCUGCUGAGUGUCAGCGUGACCACUCGUGCUCAGCCGUAUCUCAGGCAGGAGGACAGGUGCCGGAGCAGCUCGUGCAGCUAAGCAGCCAACUGCAGAAACGUCAGGUGUCCCAUUGCUGGCUCUGCCACGGAAACUCUCCAAAGGGCUCUCUCUACCCACUCCUGUGAGCUUUUUCUCCACCGGAAACUGUGUUAAGGUCACCUUUGACUUCAUCAUUGUUCUGCAGGUUACCACUCCCCCUUUUAAAAAGAUUGUGGUGAAAUAAUACAUGACCUAAAAUGCGCCAUUUGAACCACCGUUCGGCGUGCAGUGCCGUGGCAUGAAGUAUGUUCACAGUGCUGUGCGGCCAUCGCCACCUUCCGUCUCCAGAACUGAGCCCUGCUCUUCCCUCCCAGCCCCCGGCAGCUGCCAUUCUGCUCUCUGUCUCUACGGCUUUGAGGACUCUAGCCUCCACCCUGUCUGCUGCUGCUCUUCGGACACCGGACCCUACACACCCCUCGGACAGUACGGCACCCACCCUGUCCUUCAACUCUUGCUUGGCCCCGUAAGCCAGUCCUUCCAGGCUCCUGCCUCCUCUGGUCAUUCCCUGCGUGGGCCUCUCGCAGGAAGCAGUUUUCCUGUGUCCCCCGCCGACCCCCUGCAGGAGGCCUGUUGCAGUCUCCAAGGCACCAUGAAUGCCAUCGUGGCUCUCUGCCACUUCUGCGAGCUCCACGGCCCCCGCACUCUCUUCUGCACGGAGGUGCUGCACGCCCCACUUCCUCAAGGGGAUGGGAAUGAGGACAGUCCUGGCCAGGGUGAGCAGGCGGAAGAAGAGGAAGGUGGCAUUCAGAUGAGCAGUCGGAUGCGUGCGCACAGCCCCGCAGAGGGGGCCAGCGUCGAGUCCAGCAGCCCGGGGCCCAAAAAGUCGGACAUGUGCGAGGGCUGCCGGUCACUUGCUGCAGGGCACCCGGGAUAUAUCAGCCAUGAUAAAGAGACCUCCAUUAAAUACGUCAGCCACCAGCACCCCAGCCACCCCCAGCUCUUCAGCAUUGUCCGCCAGGCCUGUGUCCGGAGCCUGAGCUGUGAGGUCUGCCCUGGCCGUGAAGGCCCCAUCUUCUUCGGAGAUGAGCAGCACGGCUUUGUGUUCAGCCACACCUUCUUCAUCAAGGACAGCCUGGCCAGGGGCUUCCAGCGCUGGUACAGCAUCAUCACCAUCAUGAUGGACCGGAUCUACCUCAUCAACUCCUGGCCCUUCCUGCUGGGGAAGGUCCGGGGAAUCAUCGAUGAGCUCCAGGGCAAGGCGCUCAAGGUGUUUGAGGCAGAGCAGUUUGGAUGCCCACAGCGUGCUCAGAGGAUGAACACAGCCUUCACGCCAUUCCUACACCAGAGGAACGGCAACGCCGCCCGCUCGCUGACAUCGCUGACAAGUGAUGACAACCUGUGGGCGUGCCUGCACACCUCCUUUGCCUGGCUCCUGAAGGCGUGUGGCAGCCGGCUGACCGAGAAGCUCCUGGAAGGUGCUCCGACCGAGGACACCUUGGUCCAGAUGGAGAAGCUCGCUGAUUUAGAAGAGGAAUCAGAAAGCUGGGACAACUCUGAGGCUGAAGAGGAGGAGAAAGCCCCUGUGUUGCCAGAGGGUACAGAAGGGCGGGAGCUGACCCAGGGCCCGGCAGAGUCCUCCUCUCUCUCAGGCUGUGGGAGCUGGCAGCCCCGGAAGCUGCCAGUCUUCAAGUCCCUCCGGCACAUGAGGCAGGUCCUGGGUGCCCCUUCUUUCCGCAUGCUGGCCUGGCACGUUCUCAUGGGGAACCAGGUGAUCUGGAAAAGCGGAGACGUGGACCUCGUCCAGUCAGCUUUUGAAGUGCUUCGGACCAUGCUACCCGUGGGCUGCGUCCGCAUCAUCCCAUACAGCAGCCAGUACGAGGAGGCCUAUCGGUGCAACUUCCUGGGGCUCAGCCCGCACGUGCAGAUCCCCCCCCACGUGCUCUCCUCAGAGUUUGCUGUCAUCGUGGAGGUCCACGCAGCCGCACGUUCCACCCUCCACCCUGUGGGGUGUGAGGAUGACCAGUCUCUCAGCAAGUACGAGUUUGUGGUGACCAGCGGGAGCCCUGUAGCUGCAGACCGAGUGGGCCCCACCAUCCUGAAUAAGAUUGAAGCGGCUCUGACCAACCAGAACCUGUCUGUGGAUGUGGUGGACCAGUGCCUCGUCUGCCUCAAGGAGGAGUGGAUGAACAAAGUGAAGGUGCUUUUUAAGUUCACCAAGGUGGACAGUCGACCCAAAGAGGACACACAGAAGCUGCUGAGCAUCCUGGGUGCGUCCGAGGAGGACAAUGUCAAGCUGCUGAAGUUCUGGAUGACUGGCCUGAGCAAGACCUACAAGUCACACCUCAUGUCCACGGUCCGCAGCCCCACAGCCUCGGAGUCUCGGAAUUGACCCGUCACACACACCUGCCUAAAGACAGGGAUGGCUGUCCACAGGCUCCUCCAGCCCUGUGAGAGGGACUGUCCCUUGAGUUUCUCAACUGCUGGAAGGAGCUGUGUCCCAGCAAGGAAGGGAAACCGUCGGGGCUGGGCUCGGCCAUGUCAGGUUUGGGGCCUGUGUGCUUCCCAGACUCUCCCUCCAGUCGCUGGAAUCGCUGAAGAUGGCAAUGAAAGGCGGAGGGAUGAUGGGCUCUCUCUGUGUUCAAACCCCUUGGAGAGACGACUAGGAGGACAGCUUGCCUCUCAGGCCCCUUGUGGACUUAGACUCAAAACCUGCAGGAGAAACAGGUCUGACUCAGUAUGCAGUCGCAAUAACAUGUCUGCUCCCGAGGUUAACAUUCAAGCAUUUCUACUUUGAAAUUCAGCAAGAGUUUCUGGGCCUUAUGUUUGAGGAUACCUUUUGCUGCAGUUGUGAAUAUUCAGUACAUUGCCAGCUCUUGGUCACUGAAUGAUUGAGUUAGGGCUCCGCAAGAGACUUUGGGGAGUGAAGUGGAUCUCUUCCUCAUCUUCUGGUCCUCUGAAAUGUGUGUUCUGAAGCCAUGGGGCUCGUCUUCUGGGGUGUUCCCCUGCAGGUGCUGGUGAAGGUAACCUGGGGCUUAACGAUGGAGUCCCUGAUCAUUUUUGCACAAGACAGGUUGCUGAGGGGUCGGCAAGCAUCUGACUUGCCCAAUCCCCUGGAUAUGGUGAGCCCCACCAUGCUUUUAUUCUGUAUCGCUUUUAUCUUUAUUGCUGCUUUCAACAUUUACGUUUGGUUACAGUUAACUAUUUUCGGAGUGUGGUGAUUGAAGACAAUUUCAUCAUCCCACUGUACUUUUUUUUUUGAGAGGGAGUUUCACUCUUGUUGCCCAGGCUGGAGUGCAAUGGCACGAUCUUGGCUCACUGCAACCUCUGCCUCCUGGGUUCAAGCAAUUCUCCUGCCUCAGCCUCCAGAGUAGCUGGGAUUACAGGUACCCACCAACACACCCAGCUAGUUUUUUUUUUUUUUUUUUUUUGAGAUGGAGUCUCACUCUGUUGCCCAGGCUGGAGUGCAGUGGUGCAAUCUUGGCUCACUGCAAGCUCCGCCUCCCAGGUUCACGCCAUUCUCCUGCCUCAGCCUCCCGAGUAGCUGGAACUACAGGUGCCCGCCACUAUGCCCAGCUAAUUUUUGUAUUUUUUAGUAGAGACGGGGUUUCACCGUGUUGGCCGGGCUGGUCUCAAACUCCUGACCUCAGGUGAUCCACCCACCUCAGCAGCCUCCCAAAGUGCUGGGAUUACAAGCGUGAGCCACUGUGCCUGGCCCUUUUUUUUUUUUUUUUUUUUUUUUUUUUUAAAGAGAUGGCAUCUUGCUAUGUCAUCCAGGCUGGUCUUGAACUCCUGAGUUCAGGCAGUCCUCCUGCUUCAACCUACAGCUACAGGUACCCCCCACUAUACAUUUUUAAUAAGGAUUCAUGGCUCAGAGGGAUUUUCUGAUGGUUUUGCUGAUUUGUUUCUAGUUUUUUUGUGUUUAACAUGAAGACCAAGUUUAUAUAACUAGGUAUCUGUAUAAUGCAACAACAUUGGAACACAAUAAAGAUGUAUUUUUGUAAA
Molecule: messenger RNA, 4409 nt
Organism: Gorilla gorilla gorilla (western lowland gorilla)
Lineage: Eukaryota; Metazoa; Chordata; Mammalia; Primates; Hominidae
Gene: FLCN
Product: folliculin
Exons: 16
Coding region: 706-2796 (696 amino acids)
Biological process (GO): positive regulation of transforming growth factor beta receptor signaling pathway; negative regulation of transcription by RNA polymerase II; positive regulation of TORC1 signaling
Cellular component (GO): cytosol
Molecular function (GO): GTPase activator activity
Source: RefSeq, a predicted model, not a curated record